AGCUAGUGGACGCUAGGGAUCCAACUAAAUCGUCAAAUAUUGCUGCACAGCGCCUAGUCGUGGAUAGAGAUACUACUGCAGGGCCGCUAAUGGAUGGGCAUACGUGGUCUAAUACUACUGGAGGGCAGCGAGUGGAUGGGGAUACUGAUACGUGGUCCAAUGCUAGUGCUACAACUACUGCGAAAGCCGAAAUAGGUCCGCCUAGUUUUGCGGUGGAUGCGCGUCACGCGGUUGUUAGUGGGAACAGUGUAACUGACUCAAGCGAACCUACGGGAUGGCUGUUGGCAGAUGAGAACAAAACAGCUGACAACGUCAACAUCACAUCUGAAAUGAAUACUACCGGAAGAUUGCUUCUUGUUGGUGAGAACAACACAUCUGAAAAUGUUACAACGGAUCGACUGCCUCCGGUGAGUGAGAACACGAGCCCUGACGCGUCUGUAGACGGGCUGCUUCUGACUGGUGAGAACAAAACGCCUGCAAAUACUACGGGACUGCUAUUGGCAGGUGAGAACAAAACAACUGAAAAUACUACGGGACUGCCCUUGGGAGGUGAGGAAACAAGCUCGAAUGCGACAGAUGAUCAUCUGCUCGUUCUUGUGCAUAGUGACACAAGCUUGCUUGAUUCUACAGUCGAUCUGGCUCGGUCGGAUAAAGGGAGCGCCACUUCUACCGCAACGAAAGCCACGGCUCUUCCGGAGAUGAAUCAGGACACUUCUUCUCUUAAUACAACUAGCAAGAGUAUCACGUUCUUUGCGAGUGAAAUCGUCGUGGCUGAGACUGUGUCAAGGUCUAAUGUCACUUCAGCGGCAAUCCUAGCUUUGGAUGAUGAGGACGCAAGGCGCAAGAAGUUCGCAAAGCCAGAGAAGAUUGGCAAAAACGCACCUUCUCCUGCCAAUGCCACUAGUGCAACAACCGCAAUUGGUAAAAGCGCGACUUCCUCUGCCAAUACCACCACCAGUACUACAGCAGCCGCGCUUCAUGUUGAAGGCGGUGGCGGUUCUAGUCCACAUCAUAAUGCAACAGCAGUGCUGGCCGUUGAUGAGGGUGCUAAUCCGAAUCACAAUACGGCAGCGCCGGCUCUUCCUGUUGUUGUUGUUGUUGAUGGAGGCAGUGAUACUACUACCGCGACGGGUGGAGAUGGAGUAGAAGUUUUUGACAGGGGCACAAGUUCUACUUCUCCUACUGAGCAGUCGCCCAGUACUGCUGUGGAUAAGCAGGGCUCAAGCACUACUAGUACCACUACGGCGCUUCAUCUCUCUAUCACCGAAGAUGAUUCUACUCUGCUGUCGUCUACUACUAAUAUCACGACCAUCAGGACCAGCAGUUUUGUCGAUUUGCGUGAAGAAGUUAUACAUCAAAAGAAAGCUGCUACAUCGGCUGGAGGCAAGACUGGCCUCUCAGGUGGCAUGGACUUCUUGGGCUUGCGCAGGCUCAUUGAAAAAAUAGUGCCACCACAAGGCGAAGGCGCAGCUUCGCAGUCGCGGCCGCCGUCGUCAACGCCAUUUAUGGCGCAAGUGAUUGGGAACAAAGGUGGGGAGACGUUCCUCGAGGUGACAGGUCCUCUGUGUAAUGUUCCCAGUCAGUGAUGGCAUUCUUUCAUACAGGCCGACGAUGAAGUGGCCAGCGGGAUACUCGCAGCGCUUUCUGCUUGGAGUUCGCUCAGCGAACAGACAAAAUUAUGGCUGGUUCCCGCUUGUGCGGAGUUAGUUUUGGUGUACUAGUAGUUCAGACGCUUUCUCUUUGUCUUUGUGAAAUUUAUGCUGUUGCUGAGGGCAUUGAGUUAGAAAUUAUGAAAGGCACAGAGCAUAUGCAGAGUGGGAGAGAGGCUUGUGACAUCAGAAAGCUAAGCACUAGCUGUAGGAAUUUGUAAAGUAGGUACCCGGAUGCCAACACUUGAAGCCGAAGCCUUUGGCCACAGGCCUGCUGAUAAUAAUGAGCAGGGAAAGAACAACUAAGCGGAAAAUCUCAGAGCCUGGCGCGCCUGGGAGUCCCAAGCAUAUGAUUGAGAAACCCCGCCCCAACCCGUGACGGAGGAAGCCUUGGCGCCACGGUUGUCACUAUGGAGAGCGCCGCCACGGCUAGCGAGAGGCGCCGACCACAGCGAGCGCCCUCCUUCAUCAGGCUUGGAAUUUCAAAGAGGGCCGGCUGCCUCAGCUCGCGGCAAACCCGUGCCAAC
This is a messenger RNA of Amoebophrya sp. A25, 2176 nucleotides long. The record is from the annotation of a GenBank genome assembly. NCBI's taxonomy places the organism in Eukaryota, Dinophyceae, Syndiniales, Amoebophryaceae.